Prunus persica (peach) is the source of this 2443-nucleotide messenger RNA. Its product is annotated as 7-deoxyloganetin glucosyltransferase. The coding region runs from base 88 to 1548 and encodes 486 amino acids. The record is from RefSeq and is a predicted model, not a curated record. Gene Ontology annotation, molecular function: UDP-glycosyltransferase activity. The transcript has 2 exons. Lineage: Eukaryota; Viridiplantae; Streptophyta; Magnoliopsida; Rosales; Rosaceae.
CAUAAGCAACAAACGCAUACACAUACAUAAUCUGCAUUUGCUCUUAAUUAGUGCAAAACACAAACACAAACAUAUAAUCUAAGCCAGAUGGGUUCCAAGGCAGCAGCUAAUAGACCUCAUGUUGUUUGUGUUCCAGCUCCAGCUCAAAGUCAUAUCAAGGCAAACCUCAAAUUUGCAAAGCUCCUCCACCAUAGAGGUGUUCAUGUAACCUUUGUCAACACAGAGUUCAACCACAACCGCUUUCUUAAAUCUCUUGGACCCAACUCCCUUGACGGGUUGCCCGAUUUUCGAUUCGAAACUAUUCCUGAUGGCCUUCCAGCUGGUUCAGAUCAAGAUGCAACCCAAGAUGUCUCUUUGGUUUCGGAUUCCAUCAACAACAAACUCUUGGCCCCUUUUCGAGACCUCCUUAUGAAACUCAAUGACAGAUCAACUUCCGACAGUGAUAUCAAUCCUCCAGUGACUUGCAUUGUUUCAGAUGGUUUCAUGCCAUUCACAACCACAGCUGCAGAAGAAAUUGGAGUUCCUAUAGUGCUUUUGUUUACUAUUGCUGCAUGCAGCUUCAUGGGCUAUAAGCAAUACCCUGCUUUGGUGGAAAAAGGUCUUGCGCCACUCAAAGAUGAGAGCUGUUUGACAAAUGGCUUCUUGGACAAGGUAAUAGAUUGGAUUCCAGGAAUGAAAGGUAUUCGUUUGAGGGAUCUACCGGCGAAUUUUCGAACUACAGAUCCCAAUGACUUCGUGUUUAACUUGUCCUUGGAAUCGAUUGAAAGAGUUCAUAAAGCUUCAGCAGUUGUGCUUCAUACUUUCGAUGCAUUGGAGCCAGAUGUUUUGAAUGCUUUGUCAUCUAUGUUUCCACUUGUUUAUGCCAUUGGGCCUGACCAAUUACUUCUCAAUCAAUUACCAGAAGACCCUUUGAAGCAUAUUGGAUACAAUUUAUGGAAAGAAGAAACUGAAUGCCUUGAAUGGCUAAAAUCCAAGGCACCAAAUUCAGUUGUGUAUGUGAAUUUUGGCAGCAUAGCAGUCCUGACACCACAACAACUUGUUGAGUUUGGAUGGGGACUUGCAAAUAGUAAGCUUCCUUUCUUUUGGGUGAUUAGGCCUGAUUUGGUUGUUGGUGAAUCAGCAAUUUUGCCACCUGAGUUUGUAGCUGAAACAAAGGAAAGAGGUCUAAUAGCAAGUUGGUGCCCACAAGAGCAAGUCCUUAACGACCCAUCAGUCGGAGGGUUUUUGACACACGGCGGUUGGAAUUCAACCAUUGAGAGUUUGUGUGCAGGAGUGCCUAUGCUUUGUUGGCCCUUCUUUGCAGACCAACAAACAAACUGUUACUAUGCUUGCAAUGAAUGGGGAAUUGGCUUGGAGAUCAACAAUGAUGUCAAGAGAGACCAAAUAGAGAAGCUUGUUAAAGAGUUAAUGGAAGGAGAGAAGGGUAAGAAAAUGAAAAAUAAGGUCAUGGAGUGGAAGAAACUAGCAGAAGAAGCCACCAGUCCACAUGGUUCUUCAUCCACAAACUUAGACAAUUUAGUGAAUCAAGUGAUCUUAAGAAAAACCUAGAUUAUUUUCAUUGAAGUUUUAACCCUGCGUACCAUUAGCCCUCUCUUCUCUCUCUAGUCUGAAGAGAGAAAAACCAUAGGAAUGUACAGCAGCCGCCGGCCCCUUUGGGGGUCGGUGGCUGGCUCCCCCUCCUCCCUCGAUCCCUUCUCCUCUCCUAUCGUCCCCUCAUCCCCUCCCCUACUCCUUUCCCAGCUCUUCCCCUUUCCUCUCCUCUUUUCUUCUCCCCAUCUUUCUCCCCUCUCCUCCCUUCCUUAUACCCGCCCCCUCUGCUUCUCACCCGCCCUUCCUCCUUGUCCCUCCUUUCCUUUUGCUCCUUCCCUCCCUCGCAGUUUUAGGCUGGGAUUGUGUGACUGGCUCUUUUGGUUUUUCGGUUUUAUCCGGAGUUGUCAAUUUUCGAGUUGCUUUGGGACCACUUUGCUGCCUCCGUUGGUUGCUUUGCAGAUCUUUUGUCGACUUUGAUUGCUGCUUUUGAUUUCGUGUUUUUUGUUUGCAGUUUCGGUGUUGAUUUUAGUGCUUGUUGCCGUGUCUAUUUGUAUUUUAUUUUAUUUAUCAGAGUUAAAAGUUGUAAGGGGUUGUAAUUGCACUUGUUGUUUGGGCGUCUAGGUCGUUUGGCUGUAGGGCGGGUUGUGUUCUAUGCCUGAUUUAUCUAGGCUCUCGGUUUCUUUACCGUAUUUUCUGUGGCCAUGUGAGUUUAUGAGGGGAGACACACGGUUGAUGUCGGUGUAUUUUCCCCCUAUCUGGAUUAACUUUUGGAGAGUAACUCUGCUUCCACAUUUGUAUUAACCUUAUAUGGGUAUAUGUCUUUGCACUGGCCUUUACAACUUACAAUCUUUGUGCUUGAUUUAUAAAUACAAUGUAUCGCUUCCUCUCAGAAAGGAAAACCUAGAUUUUGUUA